AUGUUGAAAUUUAAUGGCAGGCUACUCUUUACUUUGAGGCCUGGAAAGUUGCUCUUACGGAGGACAUAUUUCAAAUUUACUGUAAGUACGUCUAAGCCAAAAAAUGGAUGUUAUAAACUUGACUGUAUUGAGGUCUCCAAAAGUUCGUUAUGCCAGCUAAGGUUUUAUGCGAAAGGUCAUAGAAAGAAUCGGAUCCUGAACAGUGGAGCACCCAAAAAAAUUGAAUUCGAAAUACCGAACUACAUCUCCGUGAACAAACUGGCAAACCUGCUCAAUUGCAGGAUACAAACGCUACUAAAGGAUCUGAAAAGACUCGGGUUUGCCGAUAUAUCCAAUGAAUACAUUCUUUCGAGAGAAUAUGUCGAGCUAAUAUUGCAAGAAUACAACUACAACUUACCAGAAAUAAACACUGCCGUUACUUCGAAGACGUUAUAUGAUGAACUGAAGCAACCGUCAAAUCCGAAACUACUAAAGAAGCGACCUCCAGUUGUGACAAUAAUGGGGCAUGUAGAUCACGGGAAGACUACAAUUAUUGACUAUCUAAAAAAAUCGUCGAUUGUGUUGCAGGAGCAUGGAGGUAUUACACAACAUAUUGGUGCAUUUCAAGUGGUGACCCCGGUUUCGAAGAAGAAAAUUACAUUUCUGGAUACUCCUGGCCAUGCUGCUUUUUUGAAAAUGAGGGAGCGUGGUGCCAAUAUCACAGAUAUCAUCGUUUUGGUUGUGGCCUUGGAUGAUUCCAUCAUGCCCCAAACGCUUGAAGCCAUUAAGCACAUCAAGAAGUCCGGUAACGAACUAAUCGUGGCGAUCACCAAGAUUGAUAAAUUUCCAAGGUUGGAAGAAAGAAAUAAACGCAUAGAAAAAGUCACCAAUGACUUAAUGGCGCAGGGUAUCAUGGUGGAGAAGAUGGGAGGUGAUGUACAAGUGAUCCCAAUAAGUGCAAAAUCGGGUGAGAAUAUGGAGAAUUUGGAAGAAUCCAUCAUUUUACUGAGCGACAUAAUGGAUAUCAGAUCAGAGAUUUCCCCAAAGACGAUGUCUCUAGGUUGGAUAAUUGAAAGUAAGGUACAAAGUACCGUUGGGAAUGUUGCCACUGUACUGGUGAAAAAGGGAACAGUAAGGAAGGCUGAAAUUUUGUUAUCAGGUAAUACGUACUGUCGUGUUAAAACCAUUUUAGGCGAUACAAAAAAACCUGUUAAUGAAGCUUUGCCGUCUCAAGCAGUCGAGGUAUCAGGGUGGAAAAAUCUACCUUCUGUAGGUGAUGAGUUUUUGCAAGUGAAGAAUGAGUCGAUUGCGAAAAAGUACAUAGACAAACGGGGGGCAUUAGAAGAGGUUGAAAGAAACGCUAAGAAUGUGGAACAACUAAAUGAGAUGAAAACUCUAGAGAUAAAGAAGAAGGAGGAGCACGCUGAUGUUGAGGAGGCAGAGCCUGAAGCAGUUACGAACACUACGCCAAAAUCUGUUAAUUUUAUAAUUAAAUCGGAUGUUUCUGGUUCUGCGGAGGCCGUGAGGGAAAGCAUUGAGAAUUUGGGGAAUGGUGAAGUUCAAUGUAAAGUUAUCUCAUCAUCUGUGGGUAUUCCGACUGAAAGUGACUUAAAAAUGGCCCAAAUCACCAACAGUAUAAUCGUCUGUUUCAACCUUGCCAGUCUUCCAAAUGAUAUCAUUAACAAUAAGCAGCAUGUUGAGAUUCGAAGGUACGAUGUUAUCUACAAGUUAAUUGAAGAUGUCAUAACAGUUUUGGAAUCAAACAUGGAGCCGUAUUAUGAGAAGAAGAUUAUGGCAACUGUUGACUUGAAGGAAGUUUUCGAAUAUAAAAACAAAAAGAAAAUGAUCAAGAUUGCGGGUUGCAAGGUUGCCAAUGGGGAAAUUACCAGAAACUCCACUCUACAGGUACUGAGAAAACCGAAUAAUACUGUUGUUUUUGACGGAAAAGUGUCUACACUGAAGCACGGUAAGGACGAUAUUUCCGUAGCUAAAAAAGGGCAAGAAUGCGGUAUUACAUUUGCCAAUGGCUUUGAAGACUUCAAAAAGGGAGAUAAGAUCUCUGUAUAUGAGUCGGUAGAGAUACCAAGGCAUUUGUGA
This is a messenger RNA of Huiozyma naganishii CBS 8797, 2076 nucleotides long. It is a transcript of the gene IFM1, whose product is annotated as translation initiation factor 2. The record is from RefSeq and is a predicted model, not a curated record. The transcript has a single exon. Gene Ontology annotation, biological process: translational initiation. Gene Ontology annotation, molecular function: GTPase activity; GTP binding; translation initiation factor activity. The coding region runs from base 1 to 2076 and encodes 691 amino acids. NCBI's taxonomy places the organism in Eukaryota, Fungi, Ascomycota, Saccharomycetes, Saccharomycetales, Saccharomycetaceae.